This is a messenger RNA of Vespa mandarinia (Asian giant hornet), 2978 nucleotides long. RefSeq lists its product as uncharacterized. Gene Ontology annotation, molecular function: cysteine-type endopeptidase inhibitor activity; cysteine-type peptidase activity. Gene Ontology annotation, biological process: proteolysis. Lineage: Eukaryota; Metazoa; Arthropoda; Insecta; Hymenoptera; Vespidae. The record is from RefSeq and is a predicted model, not a curated record.
UCUUAAUAUAUUGAUUCUUUCAAACAAAUGCAUUAUUCUUCUUUGUAACUUGCAGCACUACAUGAUAAUGAAAUUAACUACAUCAGUUGUCACUACAUGCUAGUCAUCAUUCAUCAGAGACAGUUGAAAGCACUUAGAAGUUAAUGUGAAGAUUUUUGCAACGCAGUUAAGAAUUAUUAAAAGUAAUGGCAAACUUACGUUUUUCUAUAACGAAGUUCAUAUUUUGUUGUAAUUUGUUUUUUCUAACAUUCUCUAAUCCUACAAAUAUAUCAUUACAAAGUGUAAACGAUUCGUUGAUACAAACUGCGUUACAUUUCUUAAAUGAAAAUUCACCAACGCAUCACACAUAUACAGGUGGACAAUUGAUUAAUGCUGAAAAAUUAGAAGAACUGUCAUACGUGAUAUAUAGAUUAACGUUUAAUUUGAAUCCUGUUUGUAAAGAAAUUUUAAUAUCCUGUCCUACAGAAGCAUGCACAAUUAACCUUAAACAAGAUGAGUUUAGCAAUAUACACGUACAAAGCGAUUCUAUUCAAUGUACGUAUUUGUAUCCUCAGUCUUCUCAAAGUAAUGGAGUGCCAGAACAAAACAAAGAGAUUAAUUAUGAAAAUCAUGAGUUUAUAGAAAAUUUAAACAAACAGAUUAUACAAAAUGGAACUACUGCAUCAGAUCAUGAAAUUAAAUCGACAAGAGAUGAAAAUGAUCCUCAAAUCAUAGCCGUGAAAACAUCUGAUUCUAAUUAUUGUCCUGGAUGCCCGUAUGACUUGAAUCCUCAUCUACCUGGAUUUGUUACUUUCAACAGACAGAUUGAAAAACAAAUGGAUGAGGUUCUACCGAAUAAUUUUAAACAUACAAUAAUUGAUAUUGUUAAAGUAACUCGUGCAGUUCCACCUUCUUCUAACAUAAUACAGUAUCAACUUUUAGUUGAAGUAGGCGAAUCCUCUUGUUUAAAAAAUGUAUUGACAAGUUCUUCAGAUUGUACAUUGCAAUCUAAUGUUCCAAUCAAAACAUGUUUGGUGACAUUUGAAGAGCAACCUUGGCAACACGAUACUCGUAAAAUAACAAAGAAUAAUUGUACAGCAGUGUCAAUUAGUAAUAAUGAAUUUAAUAUAGCUCAAAAUUUAAUAAAUGAGUCAUAUAUAAUAGCUAAAGAUAACAAUCAGCAACAGAAAGACAAUGCUUUUGAUGGUUUAAAGAGUGUUUUGAUAAACGAUUUUACACGUACUUCAAAUGUUAAUACUCAAGAAAAUGAAAAACCGCUUGUCACAGAACAUCCAUUUAUAAAAUUACUUAUAAAUAAAAGUAACGAUGAAGAAGAAUCUCAAGGGUUUACAAAUAAAAUUAAAGAAUUUGAAGAAUUUUUAGAAGAUUUUGAUUUACCAAUUAAGACUAAUGAGAAUGACAAUAGUCAACAAGCAUUAGUUAAUGAAAGAGAAAUUGUAUUGGAAGAAGCAUCAGUGCAUAACAAAGAUGAAAAAUUCAAUUCUCAAAACAAUAUUAUUGAUUCAAAUCUAUCCUUUAAUAAAAAAAAAAGAUCGCCUGCUCUUUAUGAUAUCGCUAUAAGAAAAAGAAAAAGAUCAUUAGUUGGAGAACCUUCUAGGAAAGACAUAAAUGAUCCGGAAAUUGUAAAAUUUGCAAAUCUUGGUGUAACUAAAUUUUCUCAAAAUUUGGAAAGUACAAAUGAACCAAUCUUAGUAGAAAUUAUAGAAGCAUCUACUCAAGUUGUUUCAGGUUUAUUAUAUAAAAUAAAAGUGAAAUUAGGUGUAAGUAAUUGUCCUAAAGGAACAAAAGAAAAUUGUCAAUUGAAAGAGGGAAGUGAUCUUAAAGAAUGUUUAUUCACUAUAUGGUCACAACCUUGGUUAGAUAAAGGUUCUCCAGAUAUUAAAAUAAAUUGCGAACAGAAUACGAAGAGGAAACGAUCUCUUAAAGGUGCCAAUUAUAUUCGAAAUAUGUUAAUUCAAGCAGAUAGUAUGAGAAAUGAAAGAAUGUUCCAAAAUUUUAUUGUAAAUUUUAAUAAAAAUUAUUCAUCUGAUAAAGAAAAAAAAUAUCGCUUUAAGAUAUUUCAAAAAAAUCUUAGAACGAUAGAAAGAUUGCAAACGCAUGAACAAGGUACUGGAGAAUAUGGAGUGACUAUGUUUGCGGAUUUAACAUCUGAAGAAUUUAAAAAGCAACAUUUAGGAUUGCGUCCUGAUUUGCGUACAGAAAAUCAAAUACCAAUCCCAGAAGCAAAAAUACCUGAUAUUGAAUUGCCCAUUGAAUUUGAUUGGCGUCAUUACAAUGCUGUGACACCUGUGAAAGAUCAAGGACAAUGUGGGUCAUGUUGGGCAUUUUCUGUAACAGGUAAUGUAGAGGGGCAAUAUGCUAUAAAGCAUGGAAAAUUACUCUCGUUAUCUGAACAAGAAUUAGUAGAUUGUGAUAAAUUAGAUGACGCUUGCAAUGGUGGAUUACCAGAAAAUGCUUAUAGAGCAAUAGAAAAUUUAGGAGGAUUUGAAUUAGAAUCGGAUUAUCCAUAUGUAGCCAAAGAUGAAAAAUGCUACUUUAAUAAAUAUAAAAUUAAAGUAGAAAUUGCUUCUGCUGUUAAUAUUUCAUCCAAUGAAACAAAAAUGGCACAGUGGCUAAUUGAAAAAGGUCCUAUAUCUAUUGGUAUCAAUGCUAAUGCGAUGCAGUUUUAUAUGGGUGGAAUUUCUCAUCCUUUUAAAUUCUUAUGCAAUCCUUUCAAUUUGGAUCAUGGUGUUCUUAUCGUAGGUUAUGGAAUACGUAAAUAUCCACUAUUCAAGAAAGAACUACCAUAUUGGAUAAUAAAAAAUAGUUGGGGUCCUCAAUGGGGUGAACAAGGAUAUUAUAGAGUUUACAGAGGAGAUGGAACUUGUGGAUUGAAUCAAAUGGCUACAAGUGCUAUUGUUGAAUAAUACAUACCGAUUUAAAUAAUUUCUUUAAAAACAGUUAACUACUUCUAAUAAGUAAAAAAAAGUUCUUGCUUA